This is a messenger RNA of Acanthaster planci (crown-of-thorns starfish), 1872 nucleotides long. Its product is annotated as cytochrome c oxidase assembly factor 5-like. The record is from RefSeq and is a predicted model, not a curated record. Gene Ontology annotation, cellular component: mitochondrion. Lineage: Eukaryota; Metazoa; Echinodermata; Asteroidea; Valvatida; Acanthasteridae. Gene Ontology annotation, biological process: mitochondrial respiratory chain complex IV assembly.
UUACAAAAGAUGGCUGCGCCCAUGUGUGUAUAAUGAGUUGAGGUUUGGUGCAGCAUUUGAAUUUUCACGUGAAAAUACAGAGAUUCUGCAUCAUGCCAAAAUACUUCGAGGAUAAGGAAGAAUCUAAAAGACCUUGUUCUGGAGUGAGGGAAGAUCUGAAGACAUGUCUUCUUGAAAGCGACUGCGUCAGAAUUGACAAGAAAACACCCAAAGAAUGUUUACAGCCUGGCACUAAUGUGAAUGACCAAUGUCGAGCACUUCAGGUUGCAUUCUUUGAAUGCAAGAGGUCACUUUUGGACACAAGGACAAGAUUCAGAGGGAGAAAGGGUUAUUGAGCAGCCAGGACAAUCGAUGGUAAAAUCUGGAAAAUUGCCUCCAACUACACAGCAAAAUCCAAGAAUGGGAGUGAAGCCUGCUUUCCUGCCUGGGGUGUGGUCAGGAUCCUCGUCUUCUUUGAAAGAGCAUACCACUGUCGACCGAUAGCGCUCAAGUCUUACAUUUGUCUCGUCCUUGGAUUGGAUUACUGAAUGACCUGAAGAUGAUGGUCUCUCGGAAUCAGCUGUUAAGAUGACGUGUCAAGGUACAUGUAGUUGGCAUAUCAUGAGGGCAAUCACCCAUCAACAAAAUUACAGAGCAUUUACUGUGUGUACUCCAAGGAAAAUAUUUCGGACUGAAGCAGUCUUUGAAGGAGACAAUUGGGGGGGGGGAUUUAACAUACUCCUCUUGUCUCAUAACUGUAAUGCUUGUGUUAAGCCAAAGUUGCCUGCACAUUUCUGUCAUCACUUUAAUUCUACAAGGCAUUUUGUAAUGUCCAUUCAGGCCAGACGCAUGCCGUCGUAUCAGUGAAGUUUUUGGGUAGUUUCCUUUUGGGGUAAUGGAUGUUAAGUUUGGGGGGCAAGGCACUUCCCCACCUGGAUCAAACUUUAAACUCAGCUAGAGCAGAGCAAAAUCUGAAUGCAUUGGAAAUGCCAUGCACUCUGUUCCUUCUUGGUUCAAUGUAGAAAGGUUUAUUGUGAAUACAGAAUAUUGUUGUGCUGUAUAUGUUCAUUUUUGUUGGGGCACCUGUAGAUUUCUGUCUUUGCCUCCACUGUGUCUUGUCAAUAGUGUUGCAUUUCAGUAAUUUCUCAUUUUAUUUGUUAAAAUCAAAAUUUAUGUUCAAAUUUUACAGAGGCUUUGCUUUGAUAUCGUUCAUUCAUGUCAUUCAGUUUACAUGUUAAUGAAGUCAUUUACUUGGGCAGUUUUAAAGUCCAGUACUGAGCAUAAUUUAGUUCCAUGUGCCACUUGUUAAGGCCUGAAGUUUAAAUGAGGAAUUGUCAAUGGGAUGAGAAAUUUUUAAAAAUUGUUUUGUGUGGAAAGUACAUGUACAUGUACAUACAUACAUGUACAUGUACACAUCAACACUAUUACUUUCAAAAGUGAACCUUUUAUCAGGAACAAGCUUACAUGUACUUGGAAGUCAGUGUGCAGUCUUUGUGUACCAAACAUUUCUGGGUUUUUUCACCUUUGCUUUAACCUGCUACUUACAUGUGUUUCUUACGAUGGGCCUACAUUGUACAUGUAUGUACAUGUUUCCACAAUGCUUUGAAGAAGGGAAGUACAAUGUAGGUUUAAUUCUUGGUCUCUUUAAAAUGCUGGCCAUCAGAUCUGAAUUCAGAGAACUGCAGACAACACAUGCCUACAUUUGGUUAAUUUUUCAUUUCCUACAAGCUGCUGUCGGUGCAAAAUGCAGGAAGAAAUCCAUACCGGACCUUCACAAUUUUGAGGCGCCAUAACACCGAAAAGGGGACACCUGUUAAUAAUUCGAGAGAACUUCUCGAAGGAAAAAAAAACGGUUACACUUCAAGACAAUAAUAAAAUUAUCUACGUAGUUGA